Callithrix jacchus (white-tufted-ear marmoset) is the source of this 7346-nucleotide messenger RNA. The record is from RefSeq and is a predicted model, not a curated record. Lineage: Eukaryota; Metazoa; Chordata; Mammalia; Primates; Cebidae.
GGGUGCUGACUCUGGGCCCUGCUGACCUAGGCAGGGGCCCCUUGUGAUGGAUGUCAUGACAUCACAAUGACACUGGUGCUGAGCACUCACCCACCUGCCCCCCUCCCAUCUCUGUGUCUGGAGCUCUUGGAGACAAGACAUAGAGGUGUCUGAGUCUGCAGAAACAGUUUUCUAAGUGACACAGCUGACUCAGUAGACUUGGAAAACUGAGUAUAUUCCUGGUCCCUGAAAAAUCCCCGGAGGAUUCCUGGCCCCUCCUGUCUCCGGGUGCCCAGAACAGCCCAUCAUAGGCGUUUCACCCUCAGAUGGAGGUGGAUGAGGCCCUGGAUAUGCUGCCCGGCCAGGGACAAGGAAACAUCAUCUGCCAGGUACACCGAGCUGGCACAGCAGUGGGCGUGGGGCAUGGGGCUGUUGAUAAUGAAAAAGACACCAAGCACCUUGAGAUUAUGCAUGAGACAGAGCUGCUCCCUGUGCGUAUUCCGGAGGUGAAGCAAAGAAGUCAGGAUACAAUAUGCAUCAAGAACUGGGUCAAGGUGUUUAAAAGCUGGCCGAAAUAUAAAAACACCAAGAAGCUCUCCCACAUAGUAUACAAAGGAAUUCCCCAAGCAGUACGAGGUCAGGCAUGGGCACUCCUGCUUGAUGUUGACCAAAUCAAGACUGAAAACCCUGGGAAAUACAGGGUCAUGAAGGAGAAGAGCAAGAGUUCCCCCAGGAUCAUCCGCCGCAUCAAGCUAGAUGUCAAGUACAAUCUCUGGGACAAGAUGUUCACAGAAGGACUUCGGGUCAAUCAGCAGGAAUUAUGUGACAUUCUCGUGGCCUACUCUGCAUAUAACCCUGAGAUGUGCUACCACAGGGACCUGAGCCACAUCACCGCAAUCCUCCUCCUCUAUCUGCCAGAGGAAGAUGCGUUCUGGGCUCUGACCCAACUACUGGACAGUAAAAGGCACUUCCUGCAAGCAUUCUACAGCCCAAAUAAAGCCCUGCUGCAGGAGCUCCUAACGUGCCAAAAGCAGAUGUUGCACAAGUACUUCCCCAAGACCAUGAGACACCUGGGCAAGGAAAGGCUGUGCAUUGAGGAUUCCAUGCUGAUGAGGCUCUUCGGGUGUUUUGUUGACGGGAAAUCCUUAGGGCUCACCCUGCGACUGUGGGAUGUGCUCAUCCUGGAGGGCCAGCGGGUACUGACGGCCAUGGUGCAUGCAUCAUUCAAAAUACACAGGAAGCUCCUCAUGAAGCUUUCCUGGAACACCAUCCCGGAGUUUCAGGAGCAGCUCGAUCAGAGCUGGGCCCUGGAGGACAAUGCCGUCCUCAGGAACCUUCUAGCAUCCAUGAAGAAACUCACAAGAACACACUGGGACCUGCCACCCCCAGCCAAGCUCAAGGAAGAGUCCUCGGGUGUGUCCUCUGGCAUUGGGCCCCGCUGUGAGGAGGACAGACAGACCCUCCCCACCCCACCAGCUCAGCUCCAAAAGCUCAUGCCAUCAGACCCCCUGCGACAAAGGCCUUGUCCUCCCGCAGCCUCACCUGACAGGGCUGUCCCUAAGGCCCAGAUUGAGGCCCCUCAGGAUGAGGGGGCUCCCCAAGAACACAGAGCCAGCUCAGAGACUGAAGAGAAGAACCAUCUGCCCUCCGGCAAGGUAAGGCUUUGCAUUCCAUGGAAACGCAUGUCCAGGAGCUCUGUGCCACCGCUCCACGCAGACGCGAUCGUCGGGCACCCCAGUUUUGUGUGCUUUCAUUUCAAACAGGGUUCCAGGGACUCUGUGGAAAAUUCUUCAGGACCCAGGGCCAGAGGCCACCCUCUGGAGGUCGCAAAGGAUCAAGAUGAGGGCCACCUGUCCCCCAGAAAGGGCAGACUUUACAUUCCAUGGAAAUGCACAUCCAGGAGCCCUGUGUCACCGCACCACAGAGAUAUGACAGUUGGGGGCCCCCAUUUCCUGCGCUGCCAUUUCAAACACGGCUCCAGAGACUCUGAGGUGGCUUCUCCAGGACCCAAGAACACACGCUGCCCUGUGGGAAUCCUAGAGGCUGAAGAUGAGAACCGCCUGUCCCCUGGCGAGGUCAGGCUUUGGGAUUCAGACACAUCCUCAUCCAGUAGCUCAUCUGGGAGCUCUCUGCCACCACUCCAUGCAGACCCGCCCAUCAGGGUCCUCCGUUCCCUGCCCUGCCAUUACAAACAUGGCUCCAGGGACUCUGCGGUGGCUUCUCCAAGACCCAAGACCACACGCUGCCCUGUGGGGGUCCCAGAGGCUGAAGAAGUGGGCCGCCUGUCCCCUGGCGAGGUCAGGCUUUGGGAUUCACACAAAUCCUCAUCCAAGGCCACACGCUGCCCUGUGGGGGUCCCAGAGGCUGAAGAUGAGGGCCGCCUGUCCCCUGGCGAGGUCAGGCUUUGGGAUUCAGACACAUCCUCAUCCAGUAGCUCAUCCGGGAGCUCUCUGCCACCACUCCAUGCAGACCCGCCCAUCAGGGUCCUCCGUUUUCUGCCCUGCCAUUACAAACAUGGCUCCAGGGACUCUGCGGUGGCUUCUCCAGGACCCAAGACCACACGCUGCCCUGUGUGGGUCCCAGAGGCUGAAGAAGAGGGCCGCCUGUCCCCUGGUGAGGUCAGGCUUUGGGAUUCAUACAAAUCCUCAUCCAAGACCACACACUGCCCUGUGGGGGUCCCAGAGGCUGAAGAUGAGGGCCGCCUGUCCCCUGGCGAGGUCAGGCUUUGGGAUUCAUACAAAUCCUCAUCCAAGACCACACGCUGCCCUGUGGGGGUCCCAGAGGCUGAAGAUGAGGGCCGCCUGUCCCCUGGCGAGGUCAGGCUUUGGGAUUCAUACAAAUCCUCAUCCAAGACCACACGCUGCCCUGUGGGGGUCCCAGAGGCUGAAGAUGAGGGCCGCCUGUCCCCUGGCGAGGUCAGACUUUGGGAUUCAGACACAUCCUCAUCCAGUAGCUCAUCCGGGAGCUCUCUGCCACCACUCCAUGCAGACCCGCCCAUCAGGGUCCUCCGUUCCCUGCCCUGCCAUUACAAACAUGGCUCCAGGGAAUCUGCUGUGGCUUCUCCAGGACCCAAGACCACACGCUGCCCUGUGGGGGUCCCAGAGGCUGAAGAUGAGGGCCGCCUGUCCCCUUGCGAGGUCAGGCUUUGGGAUUCACACAAAUCCUCAUCCAAGGCCACACACUGCCCUGUGGGGAUCCCAGAGGCUGAAGAUGAGGGCUGCCUGUCCCCUGGCAAGGUCAGGCUUUGGGAUUCAGACACAUCCUCAUCCAGUAGCUCAUCCGGGAGCUCUCUGCCACCACUCCAUGCAGACCCGCCCAUCAGGGUCCUCCGUUCCCUGCCCUGCCAUUACAAACAUGGCUCCAGAGAAUCUGCAGUGGCUUCUCCAGGACCCAAGACCACACGCUGCCCUGUGGGGGUCCCAGAGGCUGAAGAUGAGGGCCGCCUGUCCCCUGGCGAGGUCAGGCUUUGGGAUUCACACAAAUCCUCAUCCAAGGCCACACGCUGCCCUGUGGGGAUCCCAGAGGCUGAAGAUGAGGGCUGCCUGUCCCCUGGCGAGGUCAGGCUUUGGGAUUCAGACACAUCCUCAUCCAGUAGCUCAUCCGGGAGCUCUCUGCCACCACUCCAUGCAGACCCGCCCAUCAGGGUCCUCCGUUCCCUGCCCUGCCAUUACAAACAUGGCUCCAGGGACUCUGCGGUGGCUUCUCCAAGACCCAAGACCACACGCUGCCCUGUGGGGGUCCCAGAGGCUGAAGAUGAGGGCCGCCUGUCCCCUGGCGAGGUCAGGCUUUGGGAUUCACAGAAAUCCUCAUCCAAGACCACACGCUGCCCUGUGGGGGUCCCAGAGGCUGAAGAUGAGGGCUGCCUGUCCCCUGGCGAGGUCAGGCUUUGGGAUUCACACAAAUCCUCAUCCAAGGCCACACGCUGUCUUGUGGGCGGCCCAGAGGCUCAAGAUGAGGGCCGCCUGUCCCCUGGCGAGGUCAGGCUUUGGGUUUCCAACAAAUCCUCAUCCAAGGCCACACGCUGCCCGGUGGAAAUCCCAGAGGCUCAAGAUGAGGGCCGACUGUCCCCUGGCGAGGUCAGGCUUUGGGUUUCCAACAAAUCCUCAUCCAAGGCCACACGCUGCCCGGUGGAAAUCCCAGAGGCUCAAGAUGAGGGCCGACUGUCCCCUGGCGAAGUCAGGCUUUGGGUUUCACACAAGUCCUUAUCCAAGGCCACACGCUGCCCGGUGGGGGUCCCAGAAUCUCAAGAUGAGGGCCGCCUGUCCCCUGGCGAGGUCACGCUUUGGGUUUCACACAAAUCCUCAUCCAAGGCCACACGCUGUCCUGUGGGCGGCCCAGAGGCUCAAGAUGAGGGCCGACUGUCCCCUGGCGAGGUCAGGCUUUGGGUUUCACACAAAUACUCAUCCAAGGCCACACACUGUCCUGUGGGGGGGCCCAGAGGCUCAAGAUGAGGGCUGCCUGUCCCCUGGCAGGCUUUGCGUUUCACACAAAUACUCAUCCUGUUGCUCGUCCGGGAGCUCUGUGUCACCGCUCCACAGUGGUGACUGUUGGGGACCCCCAUUUUCUGAAUUGCCAUUUCAAACACGCUCCAGGGACUCUGAGGUGGUUUCUCCAGGACCCAAGCCCACAUGCUGCUCUGUGAGGGUCCCAGAGGCUCAAGGUGAGGGCCGCCUGUCCCCUGGCGAGGUCAGGCUUUGCAUUCCAUGGAAAUGCUCAUCCAGGAGCUCCGUGCCACCCCUCCACAUAGACCCUCUCAUCAGGGACCCGAGUUUCCUGCCCUGCCAUUUUGAACAGAGAUCCUGGGACUCUGUCAGUUCUACAUCUCCCAUGAACAGCCCUGCAACUACAAGACGGACCCCACCGAGCUAGCCCAGUGGGACCCUGACACUAAUCCUGCCUGGGCUUAUGACAGAGAGGAGGCACCUCAAGAGAAACCCCAGCAACAAAGUUUCCCUGCAUGUGACUCCCCUCGGUAGAAAAACAACACAGCAUGGAAGGAGCCCAGGGGCCUCUGCCCAGCGGCCUCGAAGACCCAGAUGGCUGCUGGACCUUGUUUUCUACAGCUCUUUUAUUUCUAUUUUAUGUUUUUGGCUUCUGGGCCUUGGGAAAAAUGACUCGAUGGGGAACUUGGCCCCAUCAAGGCCUCUGGAGGGAAGGCUGAGCAUGGGGUUCUGGCAGCCCCAGCCAGCCAGCAGCAUGCCCUGGGACCUCUAACUCCACCUGUGGAUCAGAACCCCUCGCCCAGUGCCCAAGUCCAAGCCCAGAGGGACCUGGCUCCAGCCAGAGUCCUAGAAGGAGAGGGGCACUGCAGGCCCCCAGGUGACCAUGCAGGGGACCAGGGCACUGUGAGCCCUGGGUGCUGUGAGGAUUCAUAUCAGAGAACCUGUGCAAGCCGGCCCAGAGGCGCUGAGCCUGUGCAGUGAUUCUAUGGGUGGCUGGUACAGGGGUCAACAGCCGUGAACACUGCUGCCUCUUCCUGACGUGAUCGCUGCAGUGCGGGCAGUCAGCACCCUGCAGCCUGGCCCCGCAGCCGACCGAGCACCCUGGUCUGCUAUGCCAACAUGCCACCUGGAAGCUUCGAGGCCCUGCCUGCUACAACAUUCUCCUCCUGAAAGUCUUGUCCUGAAGCCUAGCCACCGCCGCAGCCACAGGGGGUACCACUGCCAAGCGCCUUCCAGCCAGGCUUCCCAGAGGGUUGGGGUGCCUCAGCAGCUCAGACUGGGAAGGUAGUUUCAUCCACAUUUCCAUUGUUUCCACCAAAGAGAUUCCCUACAGAGGAUGCUUUUGAGGUGGGCAAAUUGGCACAUCAAGUGGAUGGAGUCAGCUCCUUUCCCUGGCCGCCACAUUAGGUUGGGGACAAAGUGGCCAUCAGACAGGCAUGGGACAUGAGAGGCUCAGCAUGCUACACAUGGCCUGACCAAGGCUGACCAAGCCACCACCACUGCCAAGCGCCCCAUCUGCUGAUGAGCGACUUGCUGUCAAUCCCUGGGAGGGCACUGUUUCCCAGGACGACCGGCUGGCUGCCUGUGGGUAGGAUGCCACACUGGAGGGAGCUGAGAUCGGCCUUCACCGCAGGGAUCUCCUACCUGGAUAUAGACUUGCCUUGCCUGUCCUUCCUGUCAUCACGACAGCAGCCCACAUCGCAUUGCUUUUGAUCAGGUCACUUCAUUCACAGCAAGGGACAUGCAGCAGUAACCCCAGACCAAGGAACUACCUGUUCUCACUACCUCACCCACUGCCUGGAAGCCACUGGGCUUACGAUCACUCAGUUACACUGAAUUUUAUCCUUUCUACUGGAAACCAGUAGAUGGUGCUGACUCCCUCACGGCCAGAAGGUACAGGUCUGAGAGUCAAGGUGUGAAAGUGGACAAUGUUCAGUAUUGCAUCUCAUCUCUCAGUCACAAAGUUUUCUAUGCCUGUCCUGGAGAAAUGGAGCUUUCCUGGUUAAAAGGUCUUAGGACCCAGGCAGAGUGAAGCUUCCCCCAGGGGAACACAACGAUGUUUCUCUUUAAUGUGAAGACACCGGACUAAGUCUGAAACCCGGGCACUCUCUGGUGUUCUUGGUGUUUCCAUGUGAAGAAAGUCAAAUAACUUGCCACAAAGGUUUGCCACAGAGGCAUCUGAAAAAAGAGGGGGCAGAACUAUUCAGAACUCAGAGGCUUCAGAGUCAAAGAUGAGGCCAGGAAGGAGAUUCCUGACCCAUUGAGGGCAGGGGAAGUAUGGAGGCCACUGGGAGAGGACAUCAAAGAGGUCCACUCCCACCUUGUGAUUUGUCACAGAACCAUGCACUAAAAUAGCUGUGCACAUUUUCUCUCCACUGAUUAUAGUAUUUCUUUGCAUUUGCAACUCUCCAGUCACAUAGACAGCUUGGUACAAAAUGCACAUUGCUAUACCACAGCCUGGGUCUUGCAAUCCAAGCCUGGCAAGGAUCCCUUCAUGUUCAAGGAAUAAAGGAAUGGCUGUCCUGAAUCCUAGAUGUCACCUUUAUGCCCAAAAAAAGGAGGAAUGGGGUCAACCAGCAGCAGGCCAGUCACAGAAAGAGAUAAAAUGUGAGGGCAUGGCCUUCUUGACACCCAGGCAAGACUUUGACACAAAGCCCAGCUGCAGCUCUGGCCACUGACUCGGACCAGGGAUGCCCCCAUGCAGGCUGAUCUGCCCUGGCUGCUCUUCUCCCUCCUACCACCCUCUCUUCGGCUGAUUGUGUUAGGAAGGGAGAACCUGCCAGUUUUCAGAAGAAAAUGUAGCUUUGUUGUGACAUAGGAAAGACUGCAAGUUAUUAGGAAAGGAGGAGGAGUCGAACAGCUCCCAAAAAUCAGAGGGAAAAGGAAGGUGUAAAUAUGUCGGUAAUAAAAUCUCCAACUACAGCA